CAUAAAUUGGUUUCAUUUGCGUGUUGGUAAACCCUAGUGUGAGUGUGUAGCGACUCAGAGCUUCAUCAUCGCAUUGGGGGAGACUCAGAGCAGAAGCGAAGCGAAGGGAAGAGAAGGAGAUGGAUCUUGGUAGCAUACUUCAGGCUGCUCUGAGUCCGAAUCCCGAUGAACGGAAGGGCGCCGAGCAGCGGUUGGAGGGGAUGCAGUCCGCCCCACAGCAUUCAGUCAGUCUCUUCCAAAUCAUCGUCGAUACCAACCGCGACAUGGCCGUUCGACAAGUUGCCGCCAUCAAUUUCAAGAACUUCGUCGCCAAGAAUUGGUCUCCCGAUCACCACAGCGAAAUAUCCAUCUCACCCUCCGAUAAGCUCCUCCUCCGGAAUCACAUCCUCAUCUCUCUCCCUCAGCUUCCUCCUCUCCUCAGGGUGCAGCUCGGUGAGUGCCUCAAAACAGUCAUCCAUUCGGAUUAUCCGGAGCAGUUUCCUCAUCUUCUCGACUGGAUCAAGCAGAACUUACAGGAUCAACAACAAGUCCACGCCGCUUUGUUUGUGCUGCGGAUUCUUUCAAGAAAAUACGAGUUCAAGUCAGAUGAAGAGCGGACGCCGGUUUAUGGCGUGGUUCAGCAUACUUUUCCUCUGCUCCUCACUAUAUUUAACGCCUUAGUCCAAAUUGCCAAUCCCUCAGUCGAAGUUGCAGACUUGAUCACGCUUAUCUGUAAAAUUUUCUGGUCCUCCAUCUACUCGGAGCUUCCAAAGCUUUUGUUUGAUCAAAAUGUAUUCAAUGCUUGGAUGGUGCUGUUUUUAAACGUAUUAGAGAGGCCUGUUCCCUUGGAAGGUCAGCCUGCUGAUCCAGAGCUUCGCAAGUCGUGGGGUUGGUGGAAGGUAAAAAAAUGGACAGUUCAGAUUCUAAAUAGGCUCUAUACUCGAUUUGGUGAUUUGAAGCUGCAAAACCUGGAAAACAAAGCCUUUGCCCAAAUGUUUCAGAAGCAUUAUGCUGGGAAGAUCUUGGACUGCUACUUAAAUCUACUGAAUGUCAUUAGAGUUGGUGGCUAUUCAUCUGACAGAGUUAUCAACCUGGUUCUUCAGUAUCUAAGCAACAGUAUUUCGAAGAAUAGCAUGUAUGCUGCACUGCAGCCUCGGCUUGAUGUUCUUCUUUUUGAAAUAGUUUUCCCUCUUAUGUGCUUUAAUGAUAAUGAUCAAAAGCUUUGGGAUGAAGAUCCACAUGAAUAUGUAAGAAAAGGCUACGACAUUAUUGAAGACUUGUAUAGUCCCAAAACUGCUUCCAUAGAUUUUGUCAGUGAAUUGAUUCGAAAACGUGGGAAAGAUAAUCUUCACAAGUUUAUACAAUUCAUAGUUGAAAUUUUUAAAAGGUAUGAUGAAGCACCUGCUGAAUACAAACCCUAUAGACAGAAAGAUGGUGCACUUCUUGCUAUUGGAGCACUUUGUGACAAAUUGAAGAACACUGAGCCAUACAAGUCAGAACUUGAGCAUAUGUUGGUUCAACAUGUCUUUCCCGAGUUUAGCAGUCCAGUUGGCCACCUUAGGGCCAAGGCCGCAUGGGUUGCAGGACAAUAUGCGCACAUUAGCUUCUCAGAUCAGAACAAUUUCCGGAAGGCAUUGCAGUGUGUUGUAUGUGGGAUGCGAGAUCCUGAGCUUCCUGUUCGCAUUGAUUCUGUUUUUUCUUUGCGUUCUUUUGUUGAUGCUUGCAAAGAUUUGAACGAAAUUCGACCCAUUCUUCCUCAACUCCUUGAUGAGUUCUUCAAACUUAUGAAUGAAAUUGAGAAUGAGGACCUUGUAUUUACCUUGGAAACUAUUGUGGAGAAGUUUGGAGAAGAAAUGGCACCUUAUGCUCUUGGGCUUUGCCAACAUUUGGCAGCUGCAUUUUGGAGGUGCAUGAACACCGCUGAAGCUGAUGAUGAGGUUGACGAUCCAGGUGCUCUGGCUGCUGUGGGUUGUUUACGUGCUAUUAGCGCGAUACUUGAAUCAGUGAGCAGUCUUCCUCAACUAUUUGUUCAAUUUGAGCCAACCUUGCUUCCCAUAAUGCAGAGAAUGUUAACAACUGAUGGUCAAGAGGUUUUUGAAGAAGUUUUGGAGAUUGUAUCAUACAUGACCUUUUUCUCCCCAACAAUAUCAUUGGAUAUGUGGACUCUUUGGCCACUGAUGAUGGAAGCACUUGCAGAUUGGGCGAUUGACUUCUUCCCAAAUAUUCUGGUUCCUUUGAACAAUUAUAUCUCAAGGGGAACUGCCCAUUUCCUUACUUGCAAAGAACCUGACUAUCAACAGAGUCUAUGGAAUAUGAUUUCAUCUGUUAUGGCAGACAAAAAUAUGGAGGACACUGAUAUUGAACCAGCUCCGAAGCUUAUUGAAGUUGUCUUUCUGAACUGCAAAGGACAGGUUGAUCAAUGGGUUGAGCCAUAUCUCAGAGUUACAGUUGAACGCUUGCAACGAACCGAAAAUUCACAUUUGAAAUGUCUUCUCAUGCAAGUGAUUGCAGAUGCUCUUUACUACAAUGCAGCACUGACUCUCGGUAUACUGCAAAAGUUAGGUGUUGGAUCAGAAUUAUUCAAUCUUUGGUUUAAUAUGUUACAAGGAGUAAAAAAGAAUGGCAUGCGUGCUAAUUUCAAGAGGGAACAUGACAAGAAGGUUUGUUGCCUUGGUUUGACAUCAUUACUUGCAGUUCCGGCUGGUCAAUUGCCUGGAGAUGCUCUUGGCCAGGUGUUGCGGGCCACUCUUGAUCUUCUGGUUGCAUACAAGGAUCAAGUUGCAGAAGCUGCAAAAGAGGAAGAAGCUGAAGAUGAUGAUGAUAUGGAUGACUUUCAAACUGACGAUGAAGAUGAAGAUGACAAUGGUUCUGAGAAGGAAAUGGGAAUUGAUGCUGAGGAUGGUGAUGAAGCUGACAGUAGUAAAUUUAGAAAGUUGGCUGAACAGACAAAGACAUUUAGGCCCAACGAUGAGGAUGAGGAUGAUGACGACUCAGAUGAUGACUUUACUGAUGAUGAAGAGUUGUAUUCUUCUCCAAUUGAUGAUGUGGAUCCUUUUGUUUUCUUUGUGGAUACGAUGAAAGUGAUGCAAUCAUCAGAUCCAUUGGGAUUUCAAAACCUUACCCAUACACUUGAGUUCUCUUAUCAAGCUCUUGCAAAUGGUGUUACACAGCAUGCUGAGCUCAGAAGAGGAGAGAUUGAAAAGGAAAAAUUAGAGAAGUCAUCAGCUGUCACGAAUUCUUAGCUCUAGCGUGUGUAUGUUCUUGGUAAGAGAAUCAGAUGGUUACAUAUUUUUUUGUGAGGCAUUUAUUGGCUCAGUGGUCCUCGUUGGUUGGUCCUGUGAACUUAAAGAGUUUUCAGGUUUGAUAUUGAUAUGGUGAGUUUGGUGGUCUGAAGUUCUCUUUGACUUCAGAGGAUGUGGAUUGAGUAGUUUGGUGGUUCGCACUAUCCAAUGGAUGGGAGAGUGGCCAUUCUUCUCAUUGUCCGCCCCUUCAAGUCUCUAUAUUUUGUUGAGUUGCGGUUAUGCUCUUUCCAAUAUAUGGCAACCAUUGUCUGUUCUUGGGUUGGCGCAGCAAUGGCUUGAUGAGUGAGUUUUUGUGGCGUUUCUCUCCUGUCACAUAGACAGGUUGGCUUGGCUCUGUGGGCAAUUUUUGGUGGGGAAUAGUUCAUAAUUCUUUCUAAGUUACAUUUUGGUCAUAAAAUUUUGAGUCGAAAGUAAAACAGUUUUGGGCUGUGCAAAGCUUUUCUAGUGUGGCUCGCUGCACAUUGUAAAACAGAUAUAUUAUUUUUUUAUCAAUAUUUAUAAUUUUUUUGUGUACAA
Molecule: messenger RNA, 3797 nt
Organism: Vigna radiata var. radiata (mung bean)
Lineage: Eukaryota; Viridiplantae; Streptophyta; Magnoliopsida; Fabales; Fabaceae
Product: importin beta-like SAD2
Exons: 20
Coding region: 120-3221 (1033 amino acids)
Biological process (GO): protein import into nucleus
Cellular component (GO): cytosol; nuclear envelope
Molecular function (GO): small GTPase binding
Source: RefSeq, a predicted model, not a curated record